Messenger RNA from Folsomia candida, 849 nucleotides. Its product is annotated as E3 ubiquitin-protein ligase BRE1-like. Gene Ontology annotation, molecular function: metal ion binding. Bases 1 to 849 code for a protein of 282 amino acids. The transcript has 3 exons. NCBI's taxonomy places the organism in Eukaryota, Metazoa, Arthropoda, Collembola, Entomobryomorpha, Isotomidae. The record is from RefSeq and is a predicted model, not a curated record.
AUGGUGAAAGUGGAAACGUUGGGGUUACCGAGUCUGAGUAUUGCCGAAAUCGCUGAUUUAUGGCAUAAACAUCACGACCUCAACAUGGAGAUAAUUUUAUACAGAAAGAAUGAUCAGGAUUUGGGAUAUUAUUGUAAAAGGCGACAAGAAGGCAGCUUUAAUUCAAGCGAAGAAAAAGAAACUCUGCGAUACAAAUAUGAGGAUUUCCAGAAAAUUCGACAAGAUGUUUUUGACUAUUCCAAUAAGUUGACUUUGAGAUGUGCCAAUGCCAAAGCCUCAGCUUCUGUUUUCUGGCAGAAGAAUUCCAUGUACGAUGAGUUAAUGAAAAAUGUUCGAGUUCUGCUGGGGCGCCCCAUCAACAUCCAAGUUCUCGAAUCAGUCAAAGACCUCCACGAGAAAAUUCGUAAAAGUUUAGGAGUUGCUAUUAGGGAGAGCAGAAAUUUGCAAAACAUUUGUCGUGAGGAGGACGUUCACAUUCUCCUUAAACUUAUUAAGCGACUGCAAAUCCAGGAGCAACGGCUGGGCGACAGGGUCAAAGAAAAGGCUGCUGAAUUGACGUCCGUCGCAUUAAAGGAGGAAAUUGCACAGCGCUGCAGACCAAUCAUGGAGGAAAUUAAAAAAGUUUUGUGUACGCUCUGCGAGGACGGGGACAAAGAGUGGGCUUUAAAAUGUGGCCACAUGUACUGCACAGAAUGCAUUUCCAGCCUUGAAAGUAGCAGAACUACAGAAGGAAUCCCUUGGGUGGACGAAAGUACUGGAGAGUUUCAAGUGUUCAAUUAUGUGUCAUUGCCUAAAGAAUGCGCAUUUUGUAAAGGGUCCCUGGAAGGAAAGAUAAAGUUGUUCUUUUAG